Molecule: messenger RNA, 717 nt
Organism: Paramuricea clavata
Lineage: Eukaryota; Metazoa; Cnidaria; Anthozoa; Malacalcyonacea; Plexauridae
Source: the annotation of a GenBank genome assembly
AUGGGAAACAAAGUCAGUAACACAAGUAGGGAUCUCGACCGUAUCAAGAAUAAGCAACACCAAGGACAUGGUGAAAGCAAUUUAAGUAAAUGGAAAUCCUCAAAGAACCCAGUGGCGGAACCCCAGAGCAUAGAUGCAAAUCCGUCAAAACACGGAAAAGGGGCAGAUCCAGUAGAAAAUAACAGAAAACCGGACACUCAGGAAGUGGAGACCUUAAAGACUACCACAGUCAAGAAAAGCCUCGUACAAAAGGAUAGAGCGCAAGCAGAGAUCACGCAAGGUGGCGGACAACUUAACGCACCUAAUGAAUCAGGGAAUAAAGUAACAGGACGAAACACAAUCCAUGAGAACAACGAGACAAACAACGUGAACGAUGUUCAAUUUGUUGGUGUUGAAAGACAAAAGAUAAAACGUGUAUUCCUUGGAGGCAUAAGAGAAGGCGUUAGUUCAGAAAAGAUCAGAGAGUACAUGAUGAAAAGGAACAUAAAUCCAACAUUCGUACGCUUGAUGCAAAGCAAAAGGAAAGGAACAACAUCCGUUCGUAUAAACUUCGUCGCUAAAGAUUUCGAUGUUGUGAAAGAGACACCUUUCUGGCCUGACGGAGUAUAUGCUAGACCCUGGUUAUCGCUAGCUAAAUGGCAAGACCGUCUGUCCACGAAAGAACCACAACUCUUGGACAGGACACACAGAUCCAAACCGGAGACCAAUUCAACCUGA